AUGAAGACACGAUGCAGUUUAACAGCUAAGGAUAUCAAAAAGAUUUCAAUGGACCAGAAGAGAACAACAAAGCAGAAAAAAGAAGAGAAGAAGGAAAAGAGGAAGAGCUCUCUGGUGAUGUUUCUGAACCACUUUAAACCACAGAUGAGAGAACACGCGAAAACAGAACCAAGUGGCAGUCCAAGGAUCCAAGAAGAAAACGACUUUUUUGAAACGCUGAAGGCGAAAAUGCUGAACGCAACACCUACUGAUGUUGUGAGAGAAUUCAUGAAAAAUGAACCAAAAGGCGAGAACAAAGGAGUCCAAAUCUUUCAUAUUAAAGACUACCCAACACAAAUCAAUAUGUUCAGAGUGAUGGGAGAGUACCACGUGCAAGUUGUGGAUAAAGACCUUUAUGUGGACUCGUUGGAACAAGUGGUGAAAUUACUCUCACUUGUGACGAACAAGACCUUCUCACAACAAAUCCUCUUUUAUCAAGAGAAGUACUCUCCCUUUGAAAUUCUCAGCUGUUUGAUGGAAAAUGUGAUCACUGCGUUGGACGAUAAUUUGAAAAGUAAAAAUGAAGAAGCAAUUCAUUGUAUUAAUAUCUUAAUCGCUUGGCUCGAAGUGAGGGGAACCGUAUUCACUGAUAAUAAACUUCUUUUUUAUGUCAUGGACUUCUACAAAGCCCUCAAAAGCGUCGAAAAGAAAUUUCCAUUUCUGUUAAGUUGUUUGAACGACCUGAACGAAGCCAUUAAAGUCGUGUUUGAGGAAAAUGGAGUCGUCACGUUUGCAAAGAAAAGAAUUGUCGAUGAAAAUCUGUUCAAAUUCCAAGAGGUCUGUGUCUCAGAUAAAGAGUGCAGAGAACGACUGCCUGAACAACUCUCUGGAAUAGAACUGAUGCUUUUAGGAAAAAUUACACCACAUGAGUAUUACUUGUAUUUCAAUGCAACAACACGGCCAGUUUCUUUAGUCAAUCAAUACUCUCAAUGGUCAUGUCUCUUCUCUCGCUGGAUAUCUUAUGAAAUUGUCAGAGUAAAGGAUUUGGAGAAGAGGAAAGUCGCACUAUUGGGGUGUCUCACACUUGCAACAGACUGUUUAAAAUACAAAAACUUUAACUCCGCAAUUUCUAUUCUAAACGGACUCGAACACCAAGCAGUAAGAAGACUUAAUAACACUUGGAAUUUACUUGAAAAGAAAGACUGGAACAUUUUUUGCGAAUUGAAAGAUGUCGUGUUGGAGGAAAAGGCGCAAAACUUUUCCGUCACGUUCAGACCACCUUCGGUGCCAAAUUUCGAACACCAAAUAGAAAUAAUGCAGGAGAUUUACAACUCGCCUGACAUAUACAGAGACGUCGACGGCGAGAAGGUCCAGAUGCUCAACGUUGUGAAAUGUAGUAAAAUUGGAGCGAUCAUCGACUUGCUUGGUGUAUACGCGUCGAAUGUGCCAGAGAAAGAAAACAAACAAAUUGUCGAAUUUUUCACAACGAAAUUGCUGAACCUCCCGUUGAACGACGACAGCCUCUUGGGGCUAUCUUUGUCUGCCGAAAUCCCCAAAUAA
Molecule: messenger RNA, 1539 nt
Organism: Entamoeba invadens IP1
Lineage: Eukaryota; Evosea; Mastigamoebida; Endamoebidae
Exons: 2
Coding region: 1-1539 (512 amino acids)
Biological process (GO): positive regulation of GTPase activity; Ras protein signal transduction
Cellular component (GO): plasma membrane
Molecular function (GO): guanyl-nucleotide exchange factor activity
Source: RefSeq, a predicted model, not a curated record